This is a messenger RNA of Mercurialis annua (annual mercury), 4135 nucleotides long. RefSeq lists its product as uncharacterized. The record is from RefSeq and is a predicted model, not a curated record. The coding region runs from base 153 to 3806 and encodes 1217 amino acids. Lineage: Eukaryota; Viridiplantae; Streptophyta; Magnoliopsida; Malpighiales; Euphorbiaceae. Gene Ontology annotation, molecular function: protein binding. The transcript is spliced from 27 exons.
GGGUUAAUGUACAGCGUUUGGCUUUACUUCCUUUCAAUACAAUCGACUAAAAGAAAAAGAAACUAGUUGAUCUGUUUAAAAAUGAAAGAAUACUGAAAACACAGUUAGCUUUAGCCAAUACAUCGAUCUCUCAAAUCAACAAAUUCAAAAUAAUGGCGGAUUCUUCGGGAGGGACAACGUUAAUGGAUCUAAUUACAGCUGAUCCUGGAACGACGUCGUCUUCUGCCGCAACUACUGCUACAUCCGGAGGAUCCACCACAGCUCCUCCAGUUUCUUCUUCUUCGCCGCAGAUUGGAUCAGUGAACAGUAAUACGACGUCGUCUUCGGUAGGGAAAGCAACAAUGCUGGGAGAAAAGAGGUCAAAGAGAGCAACACUUAUGCAGAUCCAAAACGACACCAUUUCUGCUGCUAAAGCUGCUUUACAUCCUAUGAAAACUAACAUUAUGACGAUGCCUCAAAAACAAAAGAAGAAGCCAGUUUCUUAUUCACAACUUGCAAGGAGCAUUCAUGAAUUAGCUGCUACAUCUGAUCAUAAAAGCUCUCAAAAGCAAUUAGUUCAUCACGUGUUUCCCAAACUUGCUGUUUACAACUCCGUUGAUCCCUCAUUGGCGCCGUCUCUUCUCAUGCUGAAUCAACAGUGUGAAGAUAGGACUGUCCUGCGCUACGUGUAUUACUAUUUGGCCAGAAUUUUGUCUGAUAAUGGUUCUCAAGGUUUAAGUUCAGGUGGUAUCCCUACUCCUAAUUGGGAUGCUUUAGCUGAUAUCGAUGCUAUUGGAGGGGUCACCCGAGCUGAUGUUGUACCAAGAAUAGUAGAACAACUUUCAGCUGAAGCCUCAAAUGCUGAAAUUGAAUUUCAUGCUCGAAGACUGCAAGCUUUGAAGGCGCUAACUUAUGCUUCUGCAAGUAACACAGAUAUUUUAUCCAGAAUGUACGAGAUUGUAUUUGGCAUUCUUGAUAAGGUUGCAGAUGCUCCUCAAAAACGAAAAAAAGGAGUUUUUGGGACUAAAGGUGGUGAUAAAGAGUCUAUCAUCCGAAGUAAUUUACAAUAUGCUGCUCUGAGUGCACUGAGAAGACUUCCUUUGGAUCCCGGAAACCCUGCAUUUUUGCAUCGUGCCGUGCAAGGGGUUUCAUUCUCGGAUCCUAUAGCUGUGAGGCAUGCUUUAGAAAUCAUGUCUGAAUUAGCAACCAAAGAUCCACAUGCAGUUGCAAUGUCAUUAGGAAAACAUGUACAACCUGGAGGGGCUUUGCAGGAUGUUCUUCAUUUGCACGAUGUGCUUGCCAGAGUUUCUUUGGCGAGGCUAUGCCAUACAAUAUCCAGAGCUCGUGCACUAGAUGAGAGGCCUGACAUUAAAUCUCAGUUCAACUCUGUGCUCUAUCAACUCCUUCUAGAUCCCAGUGAACGGGUCUGUUUUGAGGCUAUUUUAUGCGUAUUGGGAAAAUGUGACAACAAUGAGAGGACUGAAGAACGAGCCGCUGGAUGGUAUCGGUUAACCAGGGAGAUUUUGAAGUUACCAGAAGCACCAUCAGUAUCAUCUAAAGGUGGUGGUGAUGAAUCAAAGCUUUCUAAAGAGAAGGUUCAAAAAACCAGGCGUCCACAACCUCUCAUUAAGCUUGUAAUGAGGAGGUUGGAGAGUGCUUUCCGUAAUUUUUCUAGGCCAGUACUUCAUGCAGCAGCUAGAGUUGUGCAGGAGAUGGGAAAAAGUCGUGCUGCAGCCUUUGCUGUGGGCUUGCAAGAUAUUGAUGAAGGAGUUAAUGUGAAUUCAUAUUCUGAGGCUGCAGAUUCAACUGAUGCAGAUUUUAAUGAAAAUCCAUAUGCAAGUGGUUUCAGAAGGGCAUCUUCUGUGUCUAGUGUGACAAGUGGAAAGGAUACAAUUGCAAGUUUAUUGGCUUCAUUGAUGGAGGUAGUGAGAACGACUGUAGCCUGUGAAUGUGUCUAUGUUCGAGCAAUGGUAAUCAAGGCAUUGAUAUGGAUGCAAGUUCCACAUGAAUCAUUUGAUGAACUAGAAUCAAUUAUUGCAUCAGAGCUUUCUGAUCCAGCAUGGCCAGCUACGCUGUUGAAUGAUAUUUUGCUCACCCUGCAUGCUCGUUUUAAGGCAACUCCAGAUAUGGCUGUAACUCUACUUGAAAUUGCAAGAAUAUUUGCUACCAAGGUACCAGGGAAGAUUGAUGCUGAUGUGUUACAGUUACUAUGGAAAACUUGUCUUGUUGGCGCUGGUCCUGAUGGGAAGCACACUGCUUUGGAAGCAGUCACUAUAGUUCUUGACCUACCACCACCACAACCUGGGUCUAUGUCGGGGCUUACAUCAGUUGAUAGAGUAUCUGCAUCUGAUCCAAAGUCGGCUCUAGCAUUACAGAGAUUAGUCCAAGCAGCAGUAUGGUUCCUUGGAGAAAAUGCCAAUUAUGCUGCCUCUGAAUAUGCUUGGGAAUCAGCAACACCUCCUGGUACUGCAUUGAUGAUGCUAGAUGCAGAUAAAAUGGUUGCUGCUGCCAGCUCUCGUAAUCCUACUCUAGCUGGUGCAUUAACUCGACUACAGAGGUGUGCUUUUAGUGGCAGUUGGGAGGUUCGUAUUGUUGCUGCUCAAGCUCUCACAACUCUAGCAAUCAGGUCUGGUGAGCCUUUUAGGCUACAAAUCUAUGAAUUCUUAAAUGCAUUAGCACAUGGCGGCGUGCAGUCUCAGUUAUCAGAGAUGCAUCUGAGUAAUGGGGAAGAUCAAGGUGCAAGCGGUACCGGCCUUGGAGUCUUAAUAAGUCCCAUGAUAAAGAUUCUUGACGAAAUGUAUAGAGCACAAGAUGAAUUAAUCAAGGAUAUCCGUAAUCAUGAUAAUACCAAUAAAGAAUGGACAGAUGAGGAGCUGAAGAAACUUUAUGAAACCAAUGAAAGGCUGCUGGAUCUUGUUUCACUAUUUUGUUAUGUUCCGAGAGCAAAGUAUCUACCUUUGGGGCCGAUAAGUGCAAAGCUCAUUGACAUCUAUCGCACAAAGCACAACAUAAGUGCAUCAGCUGGUUUAAGUGAUCCAGCUGUUGCCACAGGAAUUUCUGACUUAUUAUAUGAAUCUAAGCCACCACCUGUUGAAUCUGAUGCACUUGAUGAUGAUUUGGUGAAUGCUUGGGCAGCAAACCUUGGCGAUGAUGGUUUAAUGGGAAACAAUGCACCUGCAAUGAACAGGGUCCAUGAAUUUCUUGCUGGUAUUGGAACCGAUGCUCCAGAUGUUGAAGAUGAGAACAUAAUUUCUAGACCUUCAGUUAGUUAUGAUGAUAUGUGGGCAAAGACACUUUUAGAGUCUUCAGAGUUAGAGGAAGAUGAUGCAAGGUCAUCUGGGUCAUCUUCACCAGACUCGAUAGGAUCUGUUGAAACUUCAAUAUCAUCCCACUUUGGCGGAACGAGCUACCCAUCAUUAUUCAGUUCACGGCCUACCAACUAUAAAUCUUCACAAAGCACGGAGAGGUCAGCAGGAAGAAAUAGUGGUUCCUCAUCUAUAUAUGAGGGUGUAAGUUCUCCGAUUAGAGAAGAGCCUCCAUCAUAUUCGUCAUCCAUCAUGCAAAGAUACGAGUCAUUUGAGAACCCUGCAGCUGGUCGUGAAUCCCAGGAUGAUGGACGGGUUUCUUCUGGAAAUCCACAAAUGGGAACGGCGCUCUAUGACUUCACUGCAGGUGGAGAUGAUGAGUUAAAUCUAACAGCCGGAGAAGAGGUCACUAUUGAAUACGAAGUUGAUGGAUGGUUCCAUGUGAAGAAGAAACGUCCUGGAAGGGAUGGCAAAAUGGCAGGGCUAGUUCCUGUUCUCUAUGUUCAGUCUGGAGAUCAUUAAGGAAAUAUAUUGUUUUUUCUACACCAUCCAUGCACCACAUUUCUCAUGAAUACCGCCUGAGCUUCAUGUCAAUUUAGAUUUCCAAACUUGGUCCUACUGAAGGUUCAGAGUGAUGGACGAUGAAACAACGUGGAAAUUUGCUCAUUUUUAAAUACGAAAAUGUAUUGAUUUUGCUACCAACAUUAGAGCUAUGUUAUGGCCUUAUGGGUGUAUGAGCCUGCGAGCUGUUUUUGCUGUUUAUAAUUAGUUCUUUCUAUUGGAGAAGAGGCAUGUAAUACAAUUGAUUGGUAUGGUUUCUGUGAGGGUCAUAGCAUGGUUUUGUUCUCUCU